GAGGCAGAGCAAGGGUGAGCGAGCAACAGCCACAGAGACGAGAGGGAAAGAGAGAGAGGGGAGCGGAGUUAAUGGAGAGGGCUACAACUGCGCACAAACAGAGAUUUGAUCAGUGAGUUAAACUUACUGGUGCUGGUCAGUGUGCAGUGAAGCCAUCCGCUGCGAACAAGCCCUGCGCCCGCACGAGCCUCCACUACUUGUUGAGCUGGGCUGGAACACUCACAUUUGUUUCUGAGAGGACCGGAUUCCAUUUUGGACGUAUUUAUAUGACAACACCUUUGUUGCAUUUGUAAUGUGGGGUGAUCGGAAGCAAGCGUGGAACCUGUGGAUUUAACAAAAAUAAAAAAACGGAUUUGGGACAGAUUGUUUCUUAUCUUGUGACUUGUACCGGUUUGCUUCGGCGUGCAUGAACAUUUAUUAAAGAAAAAAAAAGGCAAAGCAAUGGAAGUAAGUGCGGAUCAGCCACGAUGGAUGAGCCAUCAUCCCGCGGUGUUGAACGAGCAGCAUCCCGGCUCACAUCACCUCGGCCACUCAUACAUGGACCCUUCGCAGUAUCAGCUCGCUGACGAUGUGGAUGUACUCUUUAAUAUCGAUGCACAGGGGAACCACGUCUCUCCAUACUAUGGAAACUCUGUCCGAGCCGUCCAGAGGUACCCUCCUCCUCCACACAGUAGCCAGGUGUGCCGUCCCUCAUUACUGCACGGCUCUCUGCCCUGGCUGGAGGGGAGCAAAGGCAUCGCCCCGCACCACAGCACUUCUCCCUGGAACCUGAGUCCCUUCCCCAAGAACCCCCUGCACCACGGCUCCCCGGCCAGCCUGUCCGUCUACCCUCCGGCCUCCUCCUCCUCCCUGCCCACCGGUCACUCCAGUCCGCACCUCUUCACGUUUCCCCCGACCCCACCGAAAGAUGUAUCCCCAGACCCGGGCAUAUCCACCCCGGGCAGCAGCUCCGGGCGGCAGGAGGAUAAAGAGUGCAUAAAGUACCAAGUGACCCUGGCCGAGAGUAUGAAACUGGAGUCAGCUCACAGCCGGAGCGUGGCAUCAAUCGGAGCAGGGUCAUCCUCUGCCCACCACCCCAUCGCCACAUACCCAUCCUAUGUCCCUGAAUACGGCCCAGGCCUCUUCCCACCAAGUAGCCUGAUAGGUGGGUCAUCUUCUAGUUAUGGUUCCAAAACAAGACCAAAAUCAAGGUCCUGUUCAGAAGGUAGAGAGUGUGUGAACUGCGGAGCCACGUCAACUCCGCUGUGGAGGCGGGACGGUACGGGUCACUAUCUGUGUAACGCCUGCGGACUCUAUCACAAGAUGAACGGGCAGAAUCGCCCUCUCAUCAAACCCAAGCGGCGGCUGUCCGCAGCCAGACGGGCAGGGACGUCAUGCGCAAACUGCCAGACGACAACGACGACGCUGUGGCGGAGAAACGCCAACGGGGACCCGGUGUGUAACGCCUGCGGCCUGUACUAUAAACUGCACAAUAUCAACCGACCUCUCACCAUGAAGAAGGAAGGCAUCCAGACCAGGAACAGGAAGAUGUCCAGCAAGUCCAAGAAGAGCAAAAAGUCCCAGGACGGUAUGGACGACUUCUCCAAGAGCCUGAUGGACAAGAGCAGCUCCUUCAGCCCGGCCGCCCUGUCCCGCCACAUGUCCUCCUUCCCUCCCUUCUCGCACUCCGGCCACAUGCUGACCACCCCCACACCCAUGCACCCCUCAUUCGCCCCCCACCACCCUUCCAGUAUGGUCACAGCCAUGGGUUAGACCUCCCUGUGCUGCACAAGCCCCUUAACCAUCAGCCUCGCCACCACCAUAUCCCUCGGUACCUCUGCUGACCUGCUUCCAUAUCCUAAAAAGACAAAUAAACUGCUCCUCGGCCUGACCCCAGCCCCCACCCCCCUUCCCCCCCUGUCCCACCGCCGAGCUGCGGUGAGAGAACGACAGGGUUCGGCUACCUUUGUCCUCAGUUGUAUCUUAUUUUUAUAAAAUCCAAAUGUACCUGAAUGCUUUGCAGACUUGACUUGACUGUGGCGCACUGACCUCCAAAAGGGGGGGAAGAUUUUGUUUUCCUCCAACCAGGGAGAGACAUUUUCUCCCCAAGCCGCCACCACCACCACACAUAGAGGCUGUCCUCCCAGCUGAUCCACAUGAUAAGGAGCUCCAUUUGUGUACAAAAAGCCAUUUUUUUCCACCACACACGAACAUCACAAAAACAGACAUGAAAAAAACCUUUACAACGACCUCUUCCAAACUUUCCAAACCCACCUCUCUUCACCUUGCACCUGUGUAACAGGAACCCCCGCUACUCUUUUCCCCUACUUCUUCUUCUUCUUCUUCCUCUUCUUCUUCUUCUUCUUCUUCUUGCUGGAGUUGAGGAGAGACAGACGUUGAAUAUAUUUGUACAAAUUGUAUGAAAUACAGUACAUUUAAUGAAGACUUUUUAAUUAAGUAAGAAAAAAAAAAUGGAAACAUGCCCCGGGGCAGCUAACGACGAGAAGGGUACGAGUUGCAGCAGUAGGAGAGACUUGCCGCCAGAUGAGUGAGGAGAGGACGCCUCUGAAUCCCAGAGGAAAGAAAAAAGGGAGGAGGAGGAGGAGGUGAGAAGACUUUUGAGAAAAGGCAGGCCUCGGUUUUCGCCUGCGUGAAUUGUGUUGCAUUAAAGAGACUCAGCGGCUCUGGCUGCAGGCGUCUGUACUUUUGUUUUUGUUUUUUUGGAUGUGCUAUAGGUCUCGGGCAAUUGGUUUGUGUUGACGUGCGCACGUACACUGUACACACAUACACGCACACACACAUUUGAUCACCUGCAAGACUUCCUGCCCACAGAUUAUAUGCAUUGUGAAAAAAAGUUCCUGUAUUUGUUAUUUGUAUGUAUAAAUCAGAGUACCAAAAAUACGAAAUAAACAAAGAUGUAGAAUUAUUUCUUUAUGUUAUGCAGACUGAAUGGUUGUAAAAAUUUAAUAAUAAUCACUAGUGUAAAAUAUGACUGCUUUUUUUGUUUCGUAAUUUUUUUUUUUUUCCUCUUUGAAAAUAAUAAACUAGUUUAAUCUCUGUUGACAUGUUA
Molecule: messenger RNA, 3049 nt
Organism: Sander lucioperca (pikeperch)
Lineage: Eukaryota; Metazoa; Chordata; Actinopteri; Perciformes; Percidae
Gene: gata3
Product: GATA binding protein 3
Exons: 6
Coding region: 442-1752 (436 amino acids)
Biological process (GO): regulation of epithelial cell differentiation; embryonic organ development; cell fate commitment
Cellular component (GO): nucleus
Molecular function (GO): DNA-binding transcription factor activity, RNA polymerase II-specific; RNA polymerase II cis-regulatory region sequence-specific DNA binding; zinc ion binding
Source: RefSeq, a predicted model, not a curated record